Messenger RNA from Mauremys reevesii (Reeves's turtle), 2356 nucleotides. It is a transcript of the gene TKFC, whose product is annotated as triokinase and FMN cyclase. Bases 318 to 2057 code for a protein of 579 amino acids. Gene Ontology annotation, molecular function: ATP binding; glycerone kinase activity. Gene Ontology annotation, biological process: glycerol catabolic process. Lineage: Eukaryota; Metazoa; Chordata; Testudines; Geoemydidae. The record is from RefSeq and is a predicted model, not a curated record. Gene Ontology annotation, cellular component: cytosol. The transcript has 17 exons.
GUAUCCCUUGGAUCACCUCUCUGCAACCUUCCCUUCCUGGUGCCAGGCAGAGUUUGGACUUAGGUUGAAGUCCGUGGCCCCGGAGGCAGGAUUCAGGCUGUUCUCAGUCCCACAGGGCUGUUUUGCUGUCCUGUUCAGUAUCCCGCUGCCUGCCUGUCUGGACGGAGUGAGACAAAAAUUACCCUGGAUUCUCACCCCCAGAGCUACGUCUCCUAGGUGACCCUCAAUCUCUUGCCCCAGGUGAGGGCAGCUCUGCUAGGAGGAAUUGGGUCCCUUUUCCUUGCUGGAAUUCGCUCUGCCCACAGGGGUGCCUCACCAUGCAGGUCUCCAAGAAGCUGGUGAACUCGGUGCCAGGCUCUGCGGACGAUGCGCUGGCUGGGCUGGUUGCCUGUAACCCGGCCAUCCAGCUCCUGCAAGGGCACCGGGUGGCACUGCGAUCCGACCUGGAGAACAUUCGGGGACGGGUGGCGCUGCUGUCUGGAGGAGGGUCGGGACAUGAGCCCGCACAUGCAGGGUACAUCGGGAAGGGGAUGCUCACCGGAGUGGUGGCUGGCGCAGUCUUCACCUCUCCCGCAGUGGGAAGCAUACUGGCAGCGAUCCGGGCGGUGACGCAGGCUGGCUCAGCCGGGACCCUGCUGAUCGUGAAGAACUACACUGGGGACCGGCUGAACUUCGGGCUGGCACUGGAGCAGGCACGGGCGGAGGGAGCCAAUGUGCAGAUGGUGGUGGUGGGUGACGACAGCGCUUUCACCACGCAGAAGAAGGCAGGGAGAAGAGGGCUGUGUGGCACGGUGCUCAUACACAAGGUGGCUGGGGCGCUGUCGGAGGCAGGGGCGAGCCUGGAGGAGAUUGUUCGCAGGGUGACAGCUGCUGCAGGAGCCAUGGGUACCUUGGGCGUGAGCCUGUCCCCCUGCAGCGUCCCUGGCUCGGGGCCUACCUUUCAGCUGGCUCAGGAUGAGCUAGAGCUGGGCCUGGGGAUUCAUGGUGAGGCAGGCGUGCGCAGGAUGAAGAUGGUGCCAGCGGACGAAAUCGUCAAGAUGAUGCUCGAUCACAUGAGCAGCCCUUCCAACGCCUCGCGCGUGGCCUUGGAGCCCGGGGCCUCUGUGGUGCUGGUGGUGAACAACCUGGGUGGCCUGUCCUUCCUGGAGCUGGGUGUGGUGGCCGGUGCGGCCAUACGCUGCCUUGAGGACCGAGGUGUUUGUGUUGCCCGAGCUCUGGUUGGUGCCUUCAUGACGGCGCUGGAAAUGGCCGGUGUCUCCCUCACCCUCCUGCUGGCAGAUGAUGAGCUCUUGGGACUGAUCGAUGCUAAGACCACAGCUGUGGCCUGGCCCAACCUGGCUCGAGUGCCUGUGACAGGCCGGAGCAGAGUGCUGGCUGCACCUGACGAGGGACCUACGGUGGAGGAGCCUGUCCCAGCUGGAGCACCAGCCUCCCAGCAGGUGCGGCUGGUUCUGGAGCGGGUGUGCAGUACUCUGCUGGGCCUGCAGGAGGAGCUCAACGAGCUGGACCGCGCGGCGGGGGACGGCGAUUGUGGCAGCACCCAUGCCCGGGCCGCCAGGGCCAUACAGGAGUGGUUGAACUUGUCGCCCCUGCCUGCCCGGCCAUCCCAGCUCCUCUCCACCCUGGCCAGGCUGCUGCUAGAGAAGAUGGGGGGGUCCUCGGGGGCGCUGUAUGGACUGUUCCUGACGGCGGCCGCACAGCCCCUGCAGAGCCGCAGCGACCCCGCGGCCUGGGCUGCUGCCAUGGAGGCCGGCAUCGAAGCCAUGCAGCGGUACGGGGGAGCUGCGCCCGGGGACAGGACCAUGCUGGAUUCGCUCUGUGCUGCUGCUGAGGAGCUGCGUGCCCUGCAGGCCCCUAGUGCCAACCUGCUGCCAGUGCUGGCCAAGGCAGUCCAGAGUGCAGAGGCUGCGGCUGAAUCUACCAAGAACAUGGAAGCAGGCGCUGGCAGGGCCAGUUACAUCAGCUCGGCCCGCCUGGAGCUACCGGACCCAGGGGCCGUGGCAGCAGCAGCCAUUCUGCGUGCUGUGCUGGAAGGGUUACAGAGCCAGAGUGCAUGACUCUGCCACCUCCCUCACUUUACCUCCCCCUCCCCCCCCCCCGCAAGUCCCUGGGGCCCUCCUGUGCUGACUUGCACACCCUUUGGAGGCAAGACAAGCAGAAGUUAUGUUAAUGGCAAGAGCUGGCUCACUGCUCCUGGAUCUGCCCAGAGCAGGAUCUCAUCGGCGGGAAUGGGGGCCAGCAGGGAGACAGGGGUCAGCCCUGUGCCCACUGGGUAGCAGGCCCACUGGCCCCCCAGUUCAUCUCUGCUACUGGGUGUUGUGAGCGCGGUGGCUGUAAUAAAGAGCCCUGCCCCAGA